Messenger RNA from Racocetra fulgida, 298 nucleotides. The record is from the annotation of a GenBank genome assembly. Lineage: Eukaryota; Fungi; Glomeromycota; Glomeromycetes; Diversisporales; Gigasporaceae.
UUAUGGAUGCUUACUCGUCAUCUUCAGAAUAGAAAAUUACCAUGUCAGCCUCAAAUUAUUCCUAUUACAAAUCCUAUUCCAAUUCCACAAAUCGAACCAGAUUCAAGUAAUCCUUUGGAUCAAGUCUCUGACCCAUCUAUUCAAUCUAAUACAGAUGAAUAUUUAUCUCGAGAAGAAUUUAAGUAUCUCAAAACAUUAGGUCUAAUAGAAAAUGAUGCUAUAUUAGAUACUGGUAUUCACUUUAUUCAAAUUAGAGUUAGGGAUCCAAAAAGACCCUAUGAUAAUUUUAAUUUAUUAA